CCCCGGUCCUAGAGCGGAGCAGGAAGUGUCCCAGGGGAGGGAGCCGGAGGGCUCCGGCCUUUCCUGUCCUCGGCGUCCGGCGGGCUCCGGCGGCGGCCAGGCCUGUGCGGCCCGCGAACCGGGACGCGCUGCGGUGGCGCCUCCAUUUCCUCCCACUUCUUCCCUCCCCGACGGAGCCGCGGCUUUCCAGACGAGCAGGAGACGGGGUCGGGGCGGGUCGGGGAAGCAGUCCGGGCCCCAGCAGAGAAUCCGCCUUAGGAGGGACCCCGGGAGCUCGCGCUGGAAGGAUGAGGAGCGGCUGCCUUGGACUUCCGCCGCAGCAAGAGAGAUUUGAGUUCGAUGCUGGGAAGGCGUUCCAGGCUGUGAGCUCCGUUUGUAAAGGUCUUACGAGCAAGGACAGUGACUUCUGCUCCAAAGCCUCAAGAUAGCAGUUUGUUCUCCUCUCCAAGAGAGCCUGGCCACCAAAGGGUCGUCUUCUGCCGACCCCCAUCAAAUUCCAUCAUGCCCACAGCCCUGUGCCCCCGAGUCUUGGCUCCAAAGGAAAGCGAGGAGCCCAGGAAAAUGAGGAGCCCACCCGGAGAGAAGCCAAGCCCCCAGGGAGAGCUUCCCAGCCCGGAGUCCUCCCUCCGCCUCUUCCGCCGUUUCCGCUACCAGGAGGCGGCGGGACCCCGGGAGGCCCUGCGCCGGCUCUGGGACCUGUGCCAUGGGUGGCUGCGGCCCGAGACACACACCAAGGAGCAGAUCCUGGAGCUGCUGGUGCUGGAGCAGUUUCUAUCCAUCCUGCCCUGGGAGAUCCAGAGCUGGGUCCGGGCCCAGGAGCCUGAGAGUGGCGAGCAGGCCGUGGCUGCUGUGGAGACGCUGGAGCGGGAGCCGGGGAGACCCUGGCAGUGGCGCAAGCACUGCGAAGACCCCGUGGUGAUUGACGAUGGGGACGGCCCUCCAGACCAGGGACAGGAGCGGCCACCGACAGAGCCCCAGAGUGACCGUGCAAAGAGCCAGGAUGCCCAGCCCGCGGCCCUGGCAGAGGGCUCCGGGCUCCCAAGCCGAGCGCCAGGCCAGCUCUGCGGGGACCCAGUCCUGCAAGACCCUCCCCUUCUCCAGGAAGAGAGUUUGAGGAGCACGCAGCAGGUGGCUGCCCUGCAGUUGCCCCCGAACCGGGUUUCUCCAUUCAAGGACAUGAUCUUCUGUUUCUCAGAAGAGGACUGGUCUCUUCUCGACCCAGCCCAGACUGGCUUCUAUGGAGAGUUCAUCAUAGGGGAAGACUGUGGGGUCUCACUGCCUUCGAAUGAUUCAGCUGCCCAGCCAGAUCUCUCCCAGAGAGAGGAGAAUGAGCCACGGGUUCCAGAGCUGCAGGACCUCCAAGGGAAAGAAACCCCCCACGUCUCCUACAUGGAUUUCCAAAGUCUCCAGCCAUUCCAAGCAGAAGAAAGAAGAAAAAACAAUGAGCUGCAGGUGCCAGAAUCCCAGACGUGCCAGCAGAUGGCAAUCUCUCAAAGCACCAGCCCAGCCAAGGGCGGCCUGCUGUCCCAGGAGAACGGCCUCGACCAGGAGGUGUCCAUCGAAAUCGUGCUGUCCAGCUCGGGGGACGAGGACUCGCAGCACAGCCCGUACUGCACCGAUGAGCCCCAGAAGCCCGCAGAGAAGCAGCACGGCCCCCCCGCCCCCCACCUCAACAGCACCGCAGGCGGCGAGGUCCAGACCUCCUCCAAGAAGUCCUACGUCUGCCCCAACUGCGGGAAGAUCUUCCGCUGGAGAGUGAACUUCAUCAGGCACCUGCGGAGCCGCAAGGAGCAGAAGCCCCACGAGUGCUCCGUCUGCGGGGAGGUGUUCAGCGACAGCGAGGACCUGGACGGACACCUGGAGACCCACGAGACCCGGAAGCCUUACACCUGCGGCGCCUGCGGGAAGAGCUUCCGCCUCAACUCCCACCUGCUCUCCCACCGGCGGAUCCACCUGCAGCCGGACGGACUCGAGCCCGCGAAGGAGAAAGAGCAGGGGCCGUCGGACAACGCGCGCAGCAGUCCGCAGGCCCUGCUGGAGAAGGGCAAGGGCAAGCUGGGCUUCGCGUGCUGUGACUGCGGGAGGGCCUUCCAGCGCCCCGACCACCUGGCGAGGCACCGGAGCACCCUGCACGCGAGAGACAAAGCGGGGGCCUUUCAGUGCCGGUACUGCGUCAAGAGCUUCCUGCAGAAUCACGACCUCCUGCGGCACGAGCGUUUGCACAUGAAGCGGCGCUCCAAGCAGGCCUUGAACUCCUACUGACGCUGCCCGCCGUGUCCUGCUCCGGGGGCGCAGUCUUCCCUCCAGCCCCUCUCACAGCUGGGGGUCCCUCCCCAGCCCCCCACCUCACACCUGCCCCAGGAGGGGAACAUGCACGUCCUCGUGCUCUCGGGUGGGGUCCAACUUCUGCCUGUCGCAGCAGCACACCCCUCCGAAGGCCAGUGGAGGGUUUGUUCUGUCUCGGUUGUGCCAGAAAGCAGGGAGGGAGGGAGGGCAUGUUGCCUCCAGCUUCCCUCGCUGGCGACUGGGUGCACCCCCUGUUUCUUGUCUUCCAGACCCCCCUAGCUCAUGCCCAGCUGGUGGCAUGGUCUCGGUCAUCCCUGUCAGCAUCCCCCUUGGGCGUCAGCAUUUUGCCAGCCGACUCUUAUGACACUACCUCCUGUUCUCCCUUGGUUGCAUCCCCUGAAUCCUGAGCUCUGUGUAGACAGAAGGUGCCCACUGAGCGGCAGGUUAUGAAGAAGGCAGUAAUGAGUGCAGGGUCCUGCCCUCAGCGUGGGGACAGCCCCUGAGUGCACAAAGCAUGGGCUCUCGCAGGCUGCGCCCCCGGACACCACUGAUCCCUUUGUCUGCCUGGAAAAAUGGUGCUAAUCACAUGAGUCAUCAUCCCACACAAGCACCUCCCAGACCCCAUGAGGACUGGGAGGCCCUGUGGGCAUGCAAGCCUCAGUGGUGGGCUCUAGUGGCCUGCCUGUGAACGGAAAACCAUCUCGUACCUUUUGAUUCCUCCUGAUUACUGGUUAAUAGAGACCAUGAGCUCAUCCAAGGGCCAAAGUCCACAUUUUAAACUAAAUUGCACACCUUCCCCCCAAAUGUCUUUUCUCUGUACCCCAAAGGUCCUUGGCAAAUGCUGAUGGAGUGGAAGUUGAGCUGUCAUUUACAAGACACACAUUCUUUCUCCCAUCACCUCUCGCUCUGUCUAUCCAAGAAUUGGGUGACGUGCAGCCAUUGUAGGAAGGAAAGCCUACCAUAUGGGUGCAUGUUAACAUGCCAGGAUAGGCUAAUGCUGCCGUGUCCCCUGAUUCACAAAUGAGUGGAUGGAAACUUAGGUGAGCUUGCUCCUGCUUAAACCGGAAGCCAGGCUCCACAGCCAUGUGUCUGCCCCAGGGCCAGCAUUCUCUGCACAGAAGGAUCUUAAAUGUUAGUCUUUACAGUUUGGAGCUUUGGGUUCUGGACCCGAUGCCUCUCUGUAGUGAAACUUUUAUCACCCCAGCUCAUCUAGUUAGAUAAAAGGGAGACAAGCACAUGGUCUUACUGUUCCUGUGAGAAUGGUUCAACUGAGUUAGGUCUAGGGAUGAUGAAAAAGCAUCAGGGCUGUGGUGUGUUUGUAGCUGUAGCUGAUUUGAAAGCCAGUAACGAGACAAGUAUUUUUAUAAUAUUUCUCUGUCAUAUCCCACCAAUGAGCAGUAGGAGUAAGAGGAACGCAGUGUGGUCCUUUGCUUCUUUUCAUCCAUGAAAUUUUUACAUCAGGAAGCCCCUACCCAAACCUAAUGAAGAAGUUAAAGGUUUUAUAAAUAGAUUGUUGUGUGUAUGUGUCCCCAUAUACAGAAACAGUAAAUGCAAUAAACCAGCCGGUCAUAACCUUGAACAAGAAAUAAACUAUGGAACUUCUUAGUUUUUAAA
Choloepus didactylus (southern two-toed sloth) is the source of this 3900-nucleotide messenger RNA. It is a transcript of the gene ZNF496, whose product is annotated as zinc finger protein 496. The transcript is spliced from 10 exons. The coding region runs from base 502 to 2262 and encodes 586 amino acids. The record is from RefSeq and is a predicted model, not a curated record. Gene Ontology annotation, molecular function: RNA polymerase II cis-regulatory region sequence-specific DNA binding; DNA-binding transcription factor activity, RNA polymerase II-specific. Gene Ontology annotation, biological process: regulation of transcription by RNA polymerase II. NCBI's taxonomy places the organism in Eukaryota, Metazoa, Chordata, Mammalia, Pilosa, Megalonychidae.